AUGGAACGCGGCGGCCGUGAUCAAGUUCCUUCCUGGGAUGGUGAAGCUGCAGGUUGGAACACCUAUGUGAGAAGGGUGAGGCUCUACUGGGAGCGCACGCCGUCGAAGAAGCGGAAGCUUGUCGGAGCUGAGUUGGCCAGCCGGCUGUCAGGACGCGCCUGGGAUGUGAGUGGCGAUCUUGAUCACGCCCGGCUUCAGGGGCGUGAAGGUGCUACCUAUCUUCUUGAGUACCUGGAGACUCGCCUGGGCCGCUCGGCAAUUCCCGACCUGGGAACUCGCCUGGAGGACUUCCUUGUCCGUCUUAGGAUCUCCGAAGAAGACCACCACCGGGUCGCCAAGGAGGGCGGCACCAGCCACGUCGCCUCCGGCAUCGAGCUCUGGACCCACCGGUCGCGAGCGAGCGCAGCCAUCGUGGUGACCAAGGCUGGACUGCGGCUGAGUGGGAGGACUGGUGGAAUGGGCAAGGACAGCGAUGAGGACGAUGAGCCGGAGCCCGAGUGGGAGCGCUUCCAGCUGGAGGAGGUCGAUGCCUUGCCCCAGGAAGUCCUGGGAUGGAUCCUCCUUCGUCGUGCUCACCUUCCUUCGCAUGCUCGGCUGUCCGUCCUCGCCGCCACCAACAACAAGCUGGACCUUGACCUCAUCGAGAAGGCCCUUCGCGACCAGGAGGAGGACCUUCUUCAAGCAGAAGAACGCCGUGGGCCUCGUCGUACUUACUGGGUUGAGCAGGAAGGCUCGUGGGGUCUGCUUCUUGACGACCUCCCGGCUGACGACUCCCAAGGGAAUGUGCAUUGGGUCGGCGAGCGCUUGCCCGAGGAAGUGCAUCCGGUCUUCUCGGCUGAGGAGGAACCGGAAACGUGGUGCAGUAUGCAUGGCGACGCUGAGGUGUACUGGAGCUACCUUGACGGAGACUGGUGGACCGAAGAUCCGGAAGGUGUCUGGUGGAACUGGUCGGACGCCAAGCCGUGGUUUGAGGUGAAUGAGGCCAUGGCUGUGGACCCGGCGGUCGGCAAGGAGCUCCAGGAAGCCUUGACCCUCUACCAGGAUAAGGUGCGAUCGUUCAAAGAAUCCCGGCAACUGGUGGCUGCUAGGAACACGGCCCGUGGCUUCUACCCGCUGAACCCCAAGGGCAAGGGCAAGAGCAAAGGAAAAGGCAAAGGGCCGUUCGGCGGAAAAGGAAAAGGGAAAGGAAAGAAAGGGCCAAACACCCCGGCUUCUUCGACUUCUUCCCCUUCGGCGGCCAUGGCGGCAGAUGGCGGGCAGAAGCCCGGAAGCUCCUCGUACACGGGGUGCUUCAUAUGUGGUGCUAAGGACCAUGAUUUUCGUCGGUGUCCGAAGCGCGGUUCCGGAAAAGGGGCCGGAGCUGCCCACCUGUUGAGCGACAGCCCGUGGAGCGAGGCGCCGACCUUCAUGGUGAUGCCCGGUGAUGACGCCGCUGAGCCGGGAUCCAGUGCUGAGGCCUUUGCUGUGCAGGGGAACACCCAGAUCACCGAGCAGGCCGAGAUGCCAUUGUGCUAUAUGCACGUGAUUGCCGGCAACCCCCAGGACGACUUCGCCUUCGGCAACUUCCAGAUGGAGGCGGCUAUGUCUGUGACCGGCCAGUUACACCCAGGGUUCGCUGUGAUCGACAGCGGGGCCACGGAGACGGUUGGCAGCCUUGAUGCCAUCGAAGCUGUGGUGGCGAUGCGCCGCCAACGCUAUGGAAUGGAGAGCGUCCGAGUGUACCCGGAAGCCCGCCGAAGCUUUCGCUUUGGCAACGCCCAGCAGGAGACCGCCACUUCCUAUGUAGAGGUUCCUCAGACCCUGGGCGGCAAUGCUAUCUCCCUCGGUGUCUUUGCGCUUGACGUGCCCCGCAUCCCGAUCCUCUUGAGCAUUCGGACUUUGAAGAAGCUAGGUGCUGAGAUCAACUUCCAACGCAAGACCAUAGUGUUCAAGGCCGUUGACCCUGGAGUUACCAUAGGCCUCCAGGAGAGUGCGUCAGGUCACCUUUUGCUAGAUCUGGCGCACGAUUGGUUGCGCACACCCGGUGCCGGCCAAAGUUUCUCCGGAACCGUCUUGAGCCAGGUCUUGUCCGGAUAUAAGGAGGGCGCGGGACAUGUGCAGCAACCUGAGCCUGGGGGCCCCGACAGCGAGAACUUCGGCGUCUUCACACAACAACCUCUCGAGAGUCGAUGGGGACACUGCUGUCCCAACAAUCCCCCCGUCAACUUCCUCUUCGUGAUCAUGGCGUCGGCUCCUGGACACACUCCGGGCGAGAGCAGCGCCUCGGCACCGAAGGGUGCCCCAAAGACCAAGGCAAAGGCGAAGGAGAAGGUAAAGACCGAGUACGAUGUGUCAAGAGCAGUUGGGCCGGAUCCCCGCGAUCCAAGGACAGCCGGGCCGCCGUGCAACGGGAACCACGUUCCGAUGGCAGCCGGCCGCGGGAGCCUGUCGGAGUCGGGGGCCAAUGCGCACGGCCGCUGGGAAGUGUGCAAGGAGUGCCGCCUGCGACUCCUUUAUGUGCCGGCCUUUGGCGCUCACGCUCAUUACCGCCAGGCUGGACCGUUGCCAGUGGACGCGAAGAAGGCAGUGGAGAUCAUGGAGGAGCGUGUUGCAGCCGGGAAGCCGGCGGCCAAGGAGACCUUGAAUGCCAAGGCGGUGGCGCUCCAGGGGGCGGAGGAUUCUCUUCUACGACGCCUCGAGACCGUCCGCUCUCAGAAGGCCCAGGCCCUUGGGAAGGCGAGCAGCGAGAAGGAGAAGGACGGCGGCUACCCGAAGGACGUUCGCGCCGGCGACCUCAACGACAAGCCGAAGGACCGCGGGGCCCGACCAAAGGUGAAGGCAGCAGCUCAGGCGGUAAGCUCCGACUCGGGAAUGAGUGCCAAGGACGAUCCACAGCGUGUGCCAAAGAAGAGUGUCAAGCGGAACAAUCCCAAGGCUGCCGAGGAACAGGAAGCGCUGACCAAUGCCGAGGCGGAGACGUGGACCAAGGUCAAUCCCCCGAGCCCGGGGGCCGCAACGAUCCGCGAGUCCAUGAAGGAGAUCCUUGCGGGCUUUGAUCAUGAUGUGGCUGAUCUGCCAAAGCACCGGAUGAGCCCCUUCGAGUACGACUUUGGACGGAAGGCCGGUGUGGAGCAAGCUUUGGAAGACAGUGUACCGGAAGGGCCCGACGAUUCCCAAAGGACUCACCUGCAUCGCAGAAGGAGGUGCCGCAAAGUCUUCAAGACCGCCCUUAGGCUUGCUGAGGACCAGGUGCGCCGUGGUGCCCACAUGGCAUGGGAAUGGCCUAAGGACAGUCUGGCUUGGAAGGAGCCCGAGAUGAAGGGCUUCAUGGCGAAGCUUGCGAAACGAGGGCACCUACAUGUGGCCAUCUUUCUUGACGAGGCAGCCGGGAAGAAAUGGCAGAUUGUGUCGACGAGCCCCGACCUUCGCAGAUCAAUUGUGUAUGCGCAGGAGGGCUUGUCAUCCAGGAGAUCUGCGGCUGCUAUGUCCCGGUCCUUGUCGGUUUCUUCGAGAUAUCCUCCCAAGUUGUGCCGGGCCGUUGCCGAGUUUGCCCUACAGGCCGAUCACCUUGGUGGCGCAGCAGCAGAAGCCCAGGCCUUUGGACUGAGUGACGAACCGCUCCUUGAGUCAAAGCUGGACCCCGCUGACCGCAAGCGGGCAGAGGCACUGGUUCAUCGACUUCAUGUUCGUGCCGGGCAUCCCUCUGGCAAAACUCUGGCAAAGGUGCUGCGUGCCCGGGGAGCCCACCACGAGGUCAUCAAGAUUGCCAUGGAACAUACAUGCCCAGACUGCCAAGAGAUGCGCCUCCCGGACCUUUCUCCUAGCGUCUCUCUCCAGCAAAGUGAGGUGCCAUGGAAGGUGAUCCAGAUCGACAACGCCGAGAUCAGGGUCGAUGACACGGUGACCCACUUUAUGCUGAUCACCGACGAGGCCACCCACUUCACUGUCGUUGCUAAGCUCUUUGACCGGCACUACCAGGACGGCAGGAAUGCGACUGCGGAGGAGGCCAUCCUGGCAAUUGAGCAGCACUGGACCCAGGCUUAUGGAUUUCCCGAUCGGCUUCGAUGUGAUCCCGAGGGGUGCUUCCGCUCGAAGCUCUUAGAAGCCUGGGCGGCCGACAUUGGCAUUGAGGUGACGCCGUGCCCUGCGGAGGCACAUCACCAGAUUGGCCAGGUGGAGUCUUUGGUGAGGAAGAUGAAACAGGAUGCCACGACCCUUCUUGCUGGCCAUCCUGUGGGCGCUCACCGUGCUCUUCUUCAUUGCGCCGCGGCCCACAACACAGUGCACAGGGUGCAGGGCUUUAGCCCGGCCCAAUGGGCUUUUGGGCGCGACUUUGGAGUUGAUGGGCGUCUGUUUGAGAGCGAGCAAGGCCUCCCCCUGUUGCAGAACGCCGUGGAAUCAGGACACAGCUUCCAUGACCACAUGGCUGUGCGAACGGCGGCGGAGGACAUAUACCGGAAAUCCCAGGCAUCCUAUCAACUGGGGCGGCUCUUGAAUAUGAAGUCGCGCAGGAAGGUGCAGUUCAUUCCGGGCGACCUGGUGUUUUAUCGUCGUGUGCAGCCUCCAGCAGACACGCCCGCACAUCCAGGCCUUGGGUUUGCAAAAGUUGGUCAGGGCAGAUGGUUCGGGCCGGGACGUGUGUUGGCGACUGAGACUCGGAGCGACGCUCAAGGAAUGGUCCGAAAGCCAUCCCAGACUGUGUGGGUCAUUUCAAAUGGCCGUCUCAAGCGAUGCAGCCCUGACCAGCUUCGGCAUGCAUCCGAAAGAGAAGCUGCGAUUGCUGAGGCUACCGAUGCUGCGACGCCACCGUGGACCUUUCAUAGCUUGCUGCAGACCUUGGAAGGCACCGGCUUCGAGACCUUCGACGACUAUGUGUUCCCGGAGGACAUUGGGUCUCUGCCUCAUGUGUCCAGGGGUCGCUCCAGAGCAAGGUCACGGGAGCCAGCCACCGCGAGAAAUGAGGGCACAGAGAAGCAAGUACGAAGUGCCCAGAAUCCAAUCCCUCGCACUCCUGCCGGUUCCCGUGGUGUGUCAGUAGAUGAUAGACAGGGCGCAGAGAAGCGAGAACGAAGUGCCCAGAAUCCAGUUCCUCGCACUCCUGGUGGUCCCCCGGCGGCCUUGCCGACAGUUGAUCCUCAGCGGUAUCUUGGUGACCCCACAUACUUCUAA
Symbiodinium sp. CCMP2592 is the source of this 5148-nucleotide messenger RNA. The record is from the annotation of a GenBank genome assembly. Lineage: Eukaryota; Dinophyceae; Suessiales; Symbiodiniaceae.